UUCUGUUUCCUGCACCAGGCUAGAGACAAGUUGAGAGCGAGAAAGAGGGUUUGCUCGUUGUGCUCUCUGAAAGAAAGGAAAUUCACGGUAAAGUUACAAUUUAGUACGACCAAAAUAAUAGUUAUUCAAUUGUAUAGAAGAUACGGAUUCACUUUUAAUUGCACAGACGAAAAUUUUAACGUGUAGCCUAGACAGGCACACCGAGGUUUUUGCAACGAAGAGGCAGAAGGGAAAGAAAGGCUAUUAUACCCCUUCGUUUGAAACCUUUUAAGCUAACCUACCUCCAGGAUGUCGGAGCGAGGAGGGCUCCCGCGGACUGGAGGUGCCCCCUCCCCGCACUUGCAACCCUCCAAACCGGUCACGAUCACCUCGAAUCGCCCUGUCCACAUGAACCUAUACGCCACCUGGGAAGUGGACCGCUCUUCACCAAGCUGUGUGCCGAGGCUGUUUAACCUGACCCUGAAAAAGCUGAUCAUGUUGAAGGAGCUGGACAAAGACCUGACGUCUGUGGUCAUCGCUGUCAAACUACAGGGUUCUAAGCGUAUCCUGAGGUCCAAUGAGAUCUUGUUGUCUUCAGCGGGACUGACAGAGACAGACCUUCAGCUCACCUUCUCUCUACAGUACCCCCACUUCCUGAAGAGAGACGCCAACAAGCUUCAGAUCAUGCUGCAGCGUCGCAAACGCUAUAAGAACCGAACCAUCCUGGGCUACAAGACACUGGCGCUGGGUCACAUCAACAUGGCUGAGGUGAUGCAGCAUCCCAGUGAGGGGGCCCAGGUGUUGGGGCUCCACAGCCAGUUGAAGGAUGCCUCAGUGCCCGUGGCGGAGGUCAGGGUCUACUCCCUCUCCAGCCAGCCCAUUGACCACGAGGGACCCAAGGCCAAGAUGUCUGAUCGUUCUCCAGACAUUGAUAACUAUUCUGAGGAAGAAGAGGAGAGCUACUCAUCAGAACAGGAGGGCAGUGACGACCCGAUCCACGGCCAGUAUCUGUAUGAUGAAGAGGAUGAGGUGAGGAAGAAGAAGCCCCGACGGAAGCUCACUUCCAACGCUUCCAUCACUAGACAACCAAACAUCAAGCAGAAGUUUGUGGCUCUGCUGAAAAGGUUCAAGGUUUCUGAUGAGGUGGGUUUUGGUCUGGAGCAUGUCUCUAGUGAACAGAUCCAGGAAGUGGAGGAGGAUUUAGAUGAGCUCUAUGACAGUCUGGAGAUGUACAACCCCUCUGACAGUGGCCCUGAGAUGGAAGAGACGGACAGCAUCCUCAGCACACCCAAACCUAAACUCAGGCCGUUCUUUGAGGGAAUGUCCCAGUCCAGCUCUCAGACGGAAAUCACCAGCCUGAACAGCAGAGGAGGGAGCCUGGGACGAGACGCCUGCUUCAGCCCUCAGGGGGAGCAGCGGCCUGUGGAGAUGAAACACUCUCGCAGUCGUAACCUGGAGGUGGAGACCCUCUCUGAGACGGACACGCUGGAGUUGACGGAUCAGGAGAUGUUUCCGGAGGGCCCCUGUAUUACGGUGUCAGGGGCUGAGAAACCCCGUACGCCCCUGAAGAGCAGCAAGAGUGGAGGAGGACAGACCAUGCCCUCCCCCAGGCUGGAUGGCAGGGGCCCCACCCCCAAACAGAAGAGACAGAGUAGUACUCCUAUGAAAGAGAGACAGCUGUCUAAACCAAUCAGUGAAGGGGGGAGGACCAACAGCUCCGACAGCGAGAGAUCCCCCGAACUGGGACACAGCUCACAGGUUCUGAGGAAGGCGGUGUAUGAUCAGCUGAACCAGAUCCUUCUGUCUGACGCGGCUCUGCCUGAGAGUCUCAUCCUGGUCAAUGGCACCGACUGGCAGGGCCAGUACGUGGGAGAGCAGCUGCAGGUACAGAGGCACCCGGUGGUGUGUACGUGUUCAGGAGCUGAGAUCCAGGCGGUGCUGUCUGCUGUCCUCACACGCAUCCAGAAGUUUUGUAACUGUAACUCGUCCAUGCCCAGGCCGGUCAAGGUGGCAGUGGUGGGUAGUCAGAGCUACCUUGGUGCCAUCCUGCAGUUCUUUGUCACACAGUUGGCAAGCAAGACCUCUGAUUGGCUCAACCACCUGAGGUUCCUGGUGGUGCCCCUGGGCUCUCAUCCUGUUGCUAAGCACCUGGGUGCCAUAGACAACCGUUACACCUCUGCGUUCUUAGACGGGGCGUGGAGAGACAUGUUCAGCCGCUCUGAACCCCCACAGACAGACCUGUUGGACGUGGCCGGUAGGAUCUCUCAGUACGUCAGUGGCGCCACCGUCACACACCAGCUGCCCAUUGCUGAGGCCAUGCUUACCUGCAAACACAGGACGCACGAUGAAGAUUCCUACCAGAAGUUCAUUCCUUUUAUUGGGUUGGUCAAGGUUGGUCUGAUUGAGCCAGACACUUCCUCUACAGGAGACACAGAAGAGGGCGUGGCAGGGAGCUUGGCUGUUCCCUCUACGUCCCCUCCCUCCCACGGCUCUCCCACCGGGCUGAUCAAAGAGGCUGCCACUCCCCCCUCCUCUCCGUCUAUGAGCAGUGUUCUCGCAGUACAGGGGAGCCCCAGUAUGUCCCAAGGUGUGGACGCCAUUGGGUUGCAGGUGGACUACUGGCUGGCGUCGCUGGCGGAGAAACGCCGAGAGGGCGAACGGCGCGACACAGGCUGUAAGAACACCCUGAAGAGUGCCUUCAGAUCCCUGCAGGUCAGCAGGCUACCAGGAGGGGGCAGCAGUGAGACACAGGCCCAGGUCAGCACCAUGGCCAUGACCGUGGUCACCAAGGAGAAGAACAAGAAGGUUCCCACCAUAUUCCUGGGUAAGAAGCCGAAGGAGAAGGAUGUCGACUCUAAGAGCCAGGUCAUUGAGGGUAUCAGCAGACUCAUCUGUUCUGCCAAGCAGCAUCAAACCAUCCUGAAAGUGUCCAUAGACGGAGUGGAGUGGAAUGACGUCAAGUUCUUCCAGCUGGCUGCUCAGUGGCCCACCCAUGUCAAGUAUCUCCCUGUUGGACUGUUUGGUUACAACAAACCCCCCUCCUAGGGUCCACCCUGUACCCCUCGCCCAAUCCCGUCCCACCUACGCACACAGACCCCCGCCUCUCGGAACGCCGUGGCGACUAAUAUCGGUCAAUUACGAUGAAGGGUUGAGGGGCCGAAUGUAUUUGCUAUGUUUUGUCUUAUUUCUCUAUAGUAGGGAGGGAGAGAUGGGUCGGAUAUGGGGUGCAACGCUAUUAGUCACUUUAAUGAAUUGAAAUGCCCCUCUCUGUCUAGCGUGUGUGUAUGAGGGGCCCACAGCACAAGAUAACGGACUGCCGUUCAACUAAUCCUAACGAUGAGAUGCACCCGCAUGAAUAACUCCCAUGACGAGCCCUGACCCUUGACCCCUGACAUCUGACCCUUUAACCCUUAACCUUUAAAACCCUGACCGGGUAGUUCUCUUAUCACCUUGAACCUGCCCGGUGUCAUCAAAGGCCAACCUGCAUGCUGUACUACUACACCACCACGUGCCAGGACAUGUUAUAACAGUAAUGCCACGGUUAUUAUGGGGUAUGGAGGGGAACUUGGGAUCCAAACAUACUGUACAUGUGCAUGAAAUGGAAUGAACAACAGACGACACCUACAGUAGCAAUGCUUUUUCUGCUCCCUAAUUACAUGAAAAUGCUUUUUUUCUCUCACCAAUGAUGUACAGUAAGUUGACAUGUUAUGCAUACGAAGAGCAGAAAAUAUAAGAGAAGGCUCUAGUUUUUUUGUAACGACAUUUGAACUCCCUGUGUACAGCGAGGGCGCCGACUUAAGAGCUCACUGUUUGCCCCAACUUUACUGAGAAGAGGCAACAUUUCUGCUGUCUGUAAGGCUUGUCCCUUUAUCAACCUCAGUUGUUGUUGUCAGCGUUGCUCUCUUGAUCCACCCUCCACUGUAUAGUCCUCCUUCCGCUUGUGGACGUACAGUAUAUCACCUGUGUGGGGCUGUUGCAUGCUGGGAUUUGUAGGCUGAGGCUCGUGCUGAGGUUAAAUUGGGGGACAAGAGCUGUGACCGUCAUCUUCAUUUUUUGCGAUGCACUUCUAGUAACUAUAGUAGUAUCUUACUCCAAAGCACAAUGUCGCACGCUACUAGUGACUUUUUAUCCCUGUCUUUACCUGUCAAGGAUUGCAAAAUUCCAGUAACUUUCCCAAAAUUACCAAGUUUUCCAGAAAUCCUAGUUGGAAGGUUUCUGGAAUUAGGAGGGAAUAAGUAGUAAAUCCGGAAUCUCCCGACCUGGAUUUCUGGAGAACAUGCAUUUUCCAGCCCUGCCUGUGAUAGACGGGCAGCGUUCACGCCACUGAAAUGGUGGUGUGUUGUGUCUAGGGUGUUGUGAGGUGGCCAGUGUCCAGUGACAGGUGUGUUAUUAUGUAAUGUGGUAAAAUGAAAAACAAUAUUGAAAUAUCUAUGAAACCAAUUUUAUAAGUAACCCACGCGACACAGUAUGAUUGUUUUAUGUGUGUGGCCACGUGUUUGUGUCGAGAUGUGGUCAAUAUCGCUUUAUGAGUUCUGUAGGCUGCCGGUAUCAGCGGCCAGACGUUUGCCUUGUAGACUGACACAGAUAGGUGACACCAAAUUACCUUUUUAAGAGCUACUAACGGCUCUGGUGCUUUUUAAGAAGAACCUGCAGACAAAUAAUUUGUAUCCAAAGAAUUUGACUUAAAUAAUUGAUUUUCAAUUUAGUAGCAAAGUCUAUGGUCUAAUAAUGUACCUGCAAAGUACAUUCAAAUUAGUAUAUUUUGAAUGAAAUGGCAAUGUGUUGUAAGCAAAACACUAGUUCGCUUGCUGUCUAAAAUGAAAUCUAACGAGUGUUGAGUAGCUUAGCCUUGUGUCACCUACAAAGUAACCUUCCCCAUCUGCGGAGUGAAGAAUUGUGACAAAUAUCAAGUAUUACAAUGCCAAUGUCUCGAUUUUUGCUGUUAUUAUUAUGAUUUUCAGUGUAACUUAGAGGUAGGUUUUUAGCUUAGGUGUAACCGUGUUAAAAAUUGUGACGUCAACGCCUUGUGUAACUCAAAUCUGGCCCUGUUGUCUUUUGGGGGGGGGGGGGGGGGGGGGCUCGUACAAAGGAAGGUUUUUGCACCAAGGGCUUCAAACUGAUUGAGAGCAUAAGUACACAGCAAUGCAUGUUACACAAAUCAGUCUGAAUGAUAGUAUGUACAGAUCUCAGACAACAAGGAUGUAUUUCCAAAAAUCAUUAGAGGUAUCAUCUGAACUUAAUUUGAAUGUGCAGAUAAUAUUCAUUGUUAGUUUCUAUUAUCUCUUCUCGGUCUUGUCGACAAAAGCUUUAUCGUUUAGUAAACAUACAUUUUGGAGGUUUUAACACCAUUUUACCAGUCCAGAAUAGGGUUGCAAAGGGAGGAUAUAUUACUGGAAACUUUGUAAGUUUGCCAGUAAACUACCACAAUUUUUGUAACUUUCAAGGAUUUUAUGUAAUUUAUCCCAUCUAUUGGCCAUUUUGGGUACUUCAGAUUAUCACAGAUGUCUUUCACUAUCUGUGGCCUAAUCACCUAUAUAAAAUAUAAUAUAAUCAAAUAAGAUUUUAAAUUUUAAAAAAUGGAAUGACAAAGCUGUAAAACGUUCCUAAGUAUUAAUAAUCAACUUAGUGAAUACCAUUGGUGAUUAAUAUGAGGGUUUCAGCAUGACAUGUCAACCAUAACAUUUUUUUACACUCUUAUUUAUUUUACUAUGUCAAUAUGCCUUUAUUGUAAAUAUGAUGGCAGUUGUGAAAAAAGUCAAUAGUUGGAAUAGUUGCAGAGUUAAUUAAGAAUAAUGCCAUUGUUGAUUAGAUGCUUUUUAAAAUUAAUUUGGCUAUUUUCUCUUGAUCAGAGGGUGUAUCCACUAGGAACUUAUGGAUAUUAUGGACACAGAUAUGACAUUAAUUUUUUAAGUCAUUUAGCAGACGCUCUUAUCCAGAGCGACUUACAAAUUGGUGCUUUCACCUUAUGACAUCCAGUGGAACAGCCACUUUACAAUAGUGCAUCUAGGUCUUUUAAGGGGGGGGGGGGGAGGGGGAGAAGGAUUACUUCUUCUUUAUUAAUACUAUCCAUGAUUUUUUUUUUUUUUUUUACAUUUACUCAAGUUUAAAUGAACAAAGUUACCAUCGAAUGCUAUAGAUUCCGGCAACUUUUGUAAAUUACUGGUAGCUUUACCCUAGUCCAUAACCACCUGUUAUUUCACUAGAACAUUUUUGUUUUAUUAUAGAAGAAAACACACCAUAAUAAUCUCUCUCAACUCCAUAGUCAGUUGACCUUGUAACCUCUGUGAGCUUGAAUACUUUGUGCAACUUCCCUGUGAGUAUCAAACAGAGAUACGGCAAAGGCAGUGGUCCUCUUGAAAUCAGACCAUUUUAAACCCUGCUUCUCAUAGCAAGUGUCACUGCCCACCAGUCAAGGGCUAGACCCAGACCAAUGCCUUCAUGUGGACUUGGACUCUUAAUGCAUAUUUUAACUGAGACUGUAUCCUACUGUAUGAAUGUUAUGUACAACAGGGUUUUCUCUAUGGGAGAGACGUUUUUGCUUGAGGAUAGUGAACCCUACCUGUAGCUACGCUACUCCCUAACCACAGAUCUAGGAUCAGAUUACAAUUACCCCCCCUAGUUCUAACCAUAACCAUUAGGGGGAUUAAAAGAUAUCGGACCCUGUGUCAGUGGUUAGGGGAGACUUCUACCGUCUCUGAGCAGAACAAAGAGGUCCAAUUUCUCUAUGCCUUGCAGCGUGUUAUUAGCGUAAUAAGGAGUAUAAGAUAGAAUCAUAUAUUUGAACUCCCGUCUCUUCAUAGGGGGAUCAUAAGCAUUCACUGAAUGGGACAAAGAAAUCACUGCCAAGAUGUCAAAUGUUACAUGGAUAUAACACCAAGCUGAAGCGGGGGUGAUGUAGAUAUAGGUGUUAAAUGUUUUUGGUGAUAAAACUUUGCUCCAAAGUAAUACUUUUAAUGUUGGAAACAUUAUUUUUUUCCCACUAUACAUUCCAAUGUUUACUCCUCUCUCCUCUCCCCCCCCCCGUUUCCAGUUCAGUCCCUUCUGUCACCUGUUGUACCAUUUAACAUGUUUGUUUUUCCUACCUUCUCUAGGCCUAUUUGUCCUGUGUGGCUGUACCUGUAUUGACCUGUAGUUACUCUUAUGUCCAUGACUAACGUAUAGGGACAGCGGUUUUUGCUGACCAUGUGACCCGGGCCAGGAACAAUCCUGGGCCUUAUAUAGUCUUUUGAGUACAGGGCUCAGACUGUCUCCCGAAACGGGUCAUAUGGUCCUGAAACACUUCUGUCCUGGAGGGGAAGAACAAUAUGAUCUAUUAAUAUGAAUAAAUCAAUUUAGCAGAUCAAUACUGUCCUUCCUCUCUGCUAUCAUCACAAUGUGUUUCAGAACAAAUGGAGUGAGAGAUCUAGAACAAACCGUAAGCUAUCUAGAGUCUCUGGCAGGAUUCCACAAGCUUUGCUUCUAAUAAAGCCCAUUUUGAAAGGAUCCCUGCUUGUAAACAUAGCACCCUAUCACAGAAGAGAAUCUCUUUUUGCAUAACACUGCUUAGACUACACUUAUGCUUGGUUGUAGUUUGAGGGGAGGAUUCUAAUGCUUGUGCAUUUGGAGAGUAAUUUUGCAUAUGCCAUUGUUUCUUCAGCAGCUUUUUUGCCUUUUGUCUAUAAACAGUAAUAAUGCUUGUACAUAUCACAACAGUACUUCUGUAUUGUAUCUUAGUCCUUGUUUUUUUUUAUUUGAAAUGUUUUGUAGUACUUUUUCAUGAUUAUGUUGUCAAUUAAACUGAUGUGGGAUGGAAAAGUGGAA
Oncorhynchus nerka (sockeye salmon) is the source of this 7779-nucleotide messenger RNA. RefSeq names its product phosphofurin acidic cluster sorting protein 1. NCBI's taxonomy places the organism in Eukaryota, Metazoa, Chordata, Actinopteri, Salmoniformes, Salmonidae. Gene Ontology annotation, molecular function: transmembrane transporter binding. The transcript is spliced from 24 exons. The record is from RefSeq and is a predicted model, not a curated record. The coding region runs from base 289 to 3024 and encodes 911 amino acids. Gene Ontology annotation, biological process: protein localization to plasma membrane.